Molecule: messenger RNA, 3196 nt
Organism: Pleuronectes platessa (European plaice)
Lineage: Eukaryota; Metazoa; Chordata; Actinopteri; Pleuronectiformes; Pleuronectidae
Gene: vps37ba
Product: VPS37B subunit of ESCRT-I a
Exons: 4
Coding region: 88-924 (278 amino acids)
Biological process (GO): protein targeting to vacuole; ubiquitin-dependent protein catabolic process via the multivesicular body sorting pathway; protein targeting to membrane
Cellular component (GO): ESCRT I complex
Source: RefSeq, a predicted model, not a curated record
GUAGUUCCUGAGAGGAGCUCAGUCAGCUGCUGUCACAGAGAGGGGAGCAGAAGAGGAGGAGACACCAGCUCAGACACAGCAGCCAAAAUGUCGACUUCGUUCAGCAAGUUCAGCGACUACACCAUGACACAGCUCAACGAGAUCCUGGAGGACGACGUCAAACUCAGCAACAUGGUCCAGGAGAUGGACGAGAUGCAGGAGGUCCAGCAGAACAAAGAGAAGACACUGGUCAGCAACCGAACGCUGGCCCAGCAGAACCUCGCCCUGCAUCCCAUACUAGAGCAUAAGAAGGAGCAGCUGACCAAGUGCUACAGCUGCCUUCAGGAUAGCUUUGAGUCCUAUCAGCUCCGCAAGUCCACUCUGGACCACAAGUCAGGAAACACCUCCCUGGACACUUUGCUGGCCCUGCUGCAGACGGAAGGAGCCAAAAUAGAAGAGGAGACAGAGAAUAUGGCUGAUUCGUUCCUGGAUGGCGACAUAACCCUGGAUCCCUUCAUCGAUUCUUACCACAGCAAGAGGAAGCUCGCCCACCUGAGGAGGGUGAAGAUCGAGAAGCUGCAGGAGAUGGUGCUGAAGGGCCAGCGGCUCCCCCAGGUGUCUGUGACCACCUCCCGAUCUCAGGAUGUGUCAGCGGCCUCCCUCCUCACAGACGCCAACAGUUCCUCCCCUGUCCCCCAACCUAGGAGGAAACCCCCGGCUCCUCCAUCCCAGCCAUCCCCAAUUCUUGAUCCAAUGAUGUCUGUCCCCCAGCCCUCUGUCUUCUACUCUGCGUCACCAUACCCGCCGAUACCUCCCCGAACAGGCCAGCCCUUCCCUAAUGUCCCCUCUGGCUACCCCAGCCACUAUCUAUCUCAGUAUCCCCCUGCUUUGCCGCAGAGGCCCCCACCUCGCAUGACCCCACAGCCUGGCUUCAUCAUGCAGUAAAAAAAAGAAGCAGUUUCCACUCUGAGGGCAGCAGUGUGUGUUGUGGACUUUGCACCACUGGGAUUCCUCUGAGAACUGAUUUUCUUUUCAUGUCGUCUGCCUUCUUGAAUAACGACCAAUCACACCAAAAGAAGGUGGACCUGUGCUGGCUGGUCUGGUCAUGUUUGAUUGAAGCAGAUCUCCAAUAAUCUUUUGUGUAUUCCAUCUCACUCCCAUCAACACUCCAGAAUAACAAAAAAAGAUGUGAUGAGAUCGGCCUCGACUCUCCCUCCAGGAGACCGGCCCGCUGCAGGCUGUGGUGAAACAAGUGUCAGUCUAUAGGUCACUGGGCUGGGAUUUGUCAUUUAUCAGCACUUUGUGUCUGCAGGCGGUGCCCUCAGCUCGGCUGACCCAAUAGUUUUCAGUCUCUCAGCUCCCUUCAAACAUGUUCCUCGAGCUUUUUAUGGAACAGCAGAGUCACUCCAAAAGAAGGGUUUAAUUUGUCCUUUCCAUUUGCAGCAUACUCAUUUACUGGUAUUGUAUAUGCAAGCAAAGAGAGACCCUAAUUACUGUGUGGUUCUAAUGAAAAUAUCGUUUCCCAGAAUAUAUUCAGGCGAACUGCAUCUAUGCUGUGAUGUUUGUUUGUUUUUGUUUGUAUAUAAACAUUCAUAAGGUACAUAGAAAUAUUUGAAUUUCAGCAUCUUUUUGUGGUAAAAUACUAAUGGAGGUAUAUUGAUAAUAAUAUUAAUAGCCAAAAUAGACUGAUUAACGUGUAAUAACGGAGGGCUUUGAUUGGUGUGUCUCAUCUUCAAUAUGUGCGUUUGUCUAAAGAGAGUCCAGACCUCCCUGUUUCAAGAUGGCCGACUCUUGCACUCAGUCCAUCUCGGGGCAGAAGUCUAAAGGGAGUUGAAGGAGACGAUCAGUGGCUGAACUACAGAAACAAAUCACUAAGCCUUUGGAGCCUUGCCUGAAUUGAAGGAUUUUUGUAUAGUCAUACAGAACACUUUCAAAUGUGAGUUUUUUCUUUUUCUGUGGGCUCCUGUUUCAACACAGCACUUCUGUUUCCUUACGUCCAUUGUCUUUAAAACCCUAAGUUUGAAGUUGAAUUGAGGCCAAAGGCUUCUCUGGACCUCCCACACAUGGUUCUGCUCAGUUUUCUGCGACAUUGUGCACCAAAGACCUCCAACAUCGCAUCAUGUUCAAAGUAUUUUGCCAUGGUCUUUUUUGAAUAGAUGAUAUUUACAAGUAAACCAUGUAGUGAGAUACUGUUCCAUUGAUACCAACAUAUGUUUGGGAUGUUGAGCUGAACACUUUUUGUAACAUUGCGAGCCAGAUUUCUUCAGGAGUAACUUGUCCAAGUCAGUCUUGCUUUUUUGGAGGAUAUGUUUUUGUUUUUCUCUGAGUCAGAUUUAAAACAUUCUUUCUCCUCUCGACUGCUGUUGCUGUGCACUGUUGAAGAGCCACGAGUGCCUACGUUUGAAGUGACGUUAAUCGCAUCCUGCUGAUUACUCCAUGUUUCUCAAGCUGUAGAGGUUACCCACACGUCUGCCCAGCCCCAAACCUUAUAAAUGAAAAACUGAUCUAGCAUUCGGUCUUCUACUUUUGCUACUGAUCCCAUGUUCCAGAAGAAGGCAGAAAAAAAGGCAGCGUCUGACUGUUGGUCUGUCAUGUUUUUGCUUUCUCACUGGAAGCAGGAGGCCAUAACUGAGCAAAACUGAACGUGCCAGAGAGACAAGAGACACCCUCGGGGCUUUAUUCCUAGUGGUGCUAGUGCUUCUCUUCCAUUCUUCCUCCAAUGUGUUGAGGUUUGCCUGGGGUAGAAUACAGAGAUUUGAGCAUGUCUUGUUUUCGUUGCAGUUAAUUUUUUUUCUAAUUGGCUAAAAAACAGGGCUCUGAAAUGUUUUCAUGUCAUAUCUUGGUGAUAGUACUUCACUUUGAGGCAAAGACUUGGACCACAGAAUGGACUGAGCAUACUUAUCAGCACGCAAAACCACAGAGGGAGCAGAAGCAGAAGCCUCGGUAUCUUGAUGAACCAGCAUUUCUAACAACUAACAUCGGAUUAUUCUUUUGUGCAUGGCCUUUUGCUCUUUGUGUUCAGUCUGAAGAUUCCUCUUGAGGGCUUUGUUUUUAGCUGUUGAUUUGCUUUUAACAUUUGAACUGAUCCACUGUAUCCAUGGUUUUAUAUGUGGUUGGUGAUAUUUUCAGUGUAAUGUUGUAGGUAUAUUUACUUAUAAUGAAUGUUUAAGUGGAAUUUAAUGCUAUUUUCAAGUUCAAUAAAUCUCAGAUUUUUUUA